AAAGCCGAACCCACGUACUACACUACAAGUCUACAACCACAUAUUUCUGCCUUUUUCCCACCUUAAUCUAUUUCUUUAUUACAAGCUUUAUAAAAGAACCCAGAUAUCUUGGGAGAUCCCUCACAUUUAUCUUCUACUUCAUCUCUUACACAUCAAAGCAAAAACCGUCUGAAAUUUGUCUAUUUAGUCACAUGUUUAAUCUGUGUAAGCCUAAUCUCACCAGAAAUUAGUCACAUUGAAGUUGACACAACAAUCUCUAAUCUUCAUUUAUUUAUGUUAAUCCAGAACAUAAAUCUUAAUUAAGGGGGUUAAUUAAAUAAAUUUUACAAAUUAAUGGAGUUGAAAAUGCUUGAAGCUAACUUUCUCUCUCUUCCUAAAGAGUUUGGUUUCAGAACUUCUUACUCCACUUCCCUUGUUGGCCUACAUUCUUCUCCAAAGCCCUCUUCUUCCAAAGUAAUUUGUUCAAAGGGUACAAAUUCAGGCAGUAUUAAUAAAGUUGGCACAUCAAAUUUGUUGUUCCAAAGUAAGAUCAAUGGGAUGAAUGAAGCGAUUUCAAGAACUUUAGAUUAUUUUGAUGAUGAGUACGGAGGAGUCAUUGUUAACCCAGAUAAAUUACCCUCUAAUCCAAAUGUUUUUGCUUCUAUGCUUCAAUCAUCACUUUCUCGGUGGACAAUUAAGGGGAAGAAAGGAAUUUGGCUAAAAUUGCCAUCAGAAUAUUCUGAACUUGUACCAAUUGCAGUAAAGGAAGGGUUCCAAUAUCAUCACGCAGAGCGCGGGUAUGUAAUGUUAACCUAUUGGAUACCGGAAGGGCCUUCUAUGCUACCGGCCAACGCCUCACACCAAGUAGGGGUUGGAGGAUUCGUCAUCAACGAUAAAAAUGAGGUACUUGUAGUGCAAGAGAAGUAUUGUGCUCCACCCUUUGUUGGAUUUUGGAAAAUUCCAACUGGUUUUAUUCAAGAGGCAGAAGAGAUAUACACUGGAACUGUUAGAGAAGUCAAGGAAGAAACUGGGAUUGAUACUGAAUUCGUUGAAGUUAUUGCUUUCAGGCAUGCUCAAAACAUGGCAUUUGAAAAAUCAGAUUUGUUCUUCAUCGGUAUGCUAAAGCCUCUUUCAACUGAAAUCAAGGUUGACGAUCACGAAAUUUUGGCUGCCAAGUGGAUGCCCCUGGUGGAGUUUGUAAAGCAACCAUGGAUUCAAGAAGAUAGCAUGCUUAAGAAAGUGACUGACAUUUUCAUCGCGAGAAUGGGGAAGAAAUACUGUGGACUUUUCGCGCAUCAUUUAGUCUCCAAAUUCGAUGAUCGAUCAUCCACCUUAUACUAUAAUGUUGUAAACACUCAGGAUGUCAACUGUAAUGGAACAUAAGUUUAAGGUUCUGCAUACAUAACUGUAUGUAAUCUCAUUUGAUCAUAAUGUAACAUUAUUUGUAACUACAUAAUGAUAUCAUCUGGAUAUGUAAAUAUCUGCUCUGAUAUAUACAGGGUGGAUAUAAUUAGAUGGAGAUAUAUUAUGAUGGGGAUGUAGAUAGUAUAAUUUGUAUAUAUAUAUUGGAGAAUUUGGCUAGUUUGUUUGCUUA
This is a messenger RNA of Spinacia oleracea (spinach), 1573 nucleotides long. Its product is annotated as nudix hydrolase 8. Lineage: Eukaryota; Viridiplantae; Streptophyta; Magnoliopsida; Caryophyllales; Amaranthaceae. Gene Ontology annotation, molecular function: NADH pyrophosphatase activity; ADP-ribose diphosphatase activity; NAD binding. The record is from RefSeq and is a predicted model, not a curated record. The coding region runs from base 334 to 1362 and encodes 342 amino acids. The transcript has 9 exons.